This is a messenger RNA of Penicillium atrosanguineum, 2763 nucleotides long. RefSeq names its product putative protein kinase Yak1. The coding region runs from base 1 to 2763 and encodes 920 amino acids. Gene Ontology annotation, biological process: peptidyl-serine phosphorylation; peptidyl-threonine phosphorylation. Lineage: Eukaryota; Fungi; Ascomycota; Eurotiomycetes; Eurotiales; Aspergillaceae. The record is from RefSeq and is a predicted model, not a curated record. Gene Ontology annotation, cellular component: nucleus; cytoplasm. Gene Ontology annotation, molecular function: protein tyrosine kinase activity; ATP binding; protein serine/threonine kinase activity. The transcript is spliced from 7 exons.
AUGGACUCUGGGUGGCAGCCUUACCAGGAUCCCCUGAUGGGUGAUCCCGCGCAGUACGAUACUGGGUUGGCGUCGCAUCCCCAGCAACUAGGCUCGAAGUACGGUCAGCCACCGCAGUCACAGCCCCCCGUCGGGUUCCAAUAUGAGACCUUUCAAACUCCCAGCACCAACUCCAAGCCUUCCUCCGCCGGUCCAAACUCCAAGCCUGUCUCCAUGGCCUCAUCUCCGACCGCCACGCCACGUAACCGGGAUUAUGUCACCGAUGCGGAUGCCACCAUGGAGGACGCGGACCCAUACAACCGUGCCAAGUACCCCUCGAGGCCGAAUCAUCACAAUCGCGCCUCGUCUCAAUUCCUCUCGCAGGCCGAAGAGUCGUCGGCCGCCCGCAGAUAUUCGCCCAUGAGCGUCUUGUCGCCGCCGAUGUCAUACCCUACGAGCCCCGGAAAGUCCCAGCAGAGCUACGGCUUCCCGCCUACGGUGCCAGGCCAAACGCGACGGUCGCCGGCCAGAUCGGCCGACUACGCAUCGCCUUCCCACGGGUAUCAAUCGCCGCCAUCGAAUCGAGCCUCUAGACUACCCCCGCUUCAAGCGGGCGACCUCAGCCCAGACCAGUAUUACCCACCGUCCGCAUCCUCCCACAUGGGCUCCUCAUUCGGCCCGGGGUCGCGAUCUCCACGAUCCGGCUCCCUGCCAUCACAAGUUCCCGGACGUGGUCCGGUUCCCAAGUUCCAGAAGAUCAAAUCCGUGCAGGAGCUGCAACCGCGGGUCCACGCCCAGCCUGCGUACCGACGUGCCAACCCAGAGGGUGGUUUCAUUAGUCCCCUUCAGGCCUUGACGACGCACCUCCCUUCGACGUACCGCAUCUGCAACCCAAACUUCAACUACGAGUCCUCGAGGAACCCCCGACGCGUGUUAACAAAGCCUAGCAAGGGCGUGAAGAACGAUGGUUACGAUAACGAAGACAGCGAUUACAUCUUAUACGUCAACGAUAUUCUGGGUAGCGAGGAAGCUGGUCACAAGAACCGUUACCUCAUCCUCGAUGUCCUAGGCCAAGGUACAUUCGGUCAAGUUGUAAAAUGCCAGAACCUGAAGACCCAAGAGGUUGUGGCUGUCAAGGUCAUCAAGAAUAAGACCGCAUACUUCAACCAGAGCAUGAUGGAGGUUUCGGUACUGGAUCUGCUUAACAGCAAGUACGAUAAGAACGAUGAUCACCACCUUCUGCGUCUGAAGGAUACAUUCAUCCACCGGCAGCAUCUGUGUCUUGCCUUUGAGCUUCUCAGUGUCAACCUUUACGAGCUUAUCAAACAGAAUCAGUUCCGCGGAUUGAGUACUACUCUCGUCCGUGUCUUCGCGCAGCAAUUGUUGAACGCCCUCAGCCUUCUAAACAAGGCUCACCUGAUCCAUUGCGAUCUGAAACCGGAAAACAUCCUCUUGAAGAAGUCAGUUAGCUGCCUUGUCUGCUUGCAACCCUCGGUCUCCCUGGACAAAACGCUAACGCUCGAGGACAACAGUCUUGAGAGCCCAAUCAUCAAAGUCAUCGAUUUCGGCUCAGCAUGCGAUGAGCGGCAGACCGUCUACACAUAUAUUCAAUCGCGCUUUUACCGAUCACCAGAAGUGCUACUUGGUUUGCCGUACUCUUCCGCAAUUGACAUGUGGUCACUCGGCUGCAUCGUCGUCGAGCUCUUCCUCGGUCUCCCCCUCUUCCCCGGUUCCUCCGAAUAUAACCAGGUCUGUCGGAUUGUUGAGAUGCUGGGACUACCCCCAACAUGGAUGCUGGAGAUGGGCAAGCAAUCGGGCGAGUUCUUCGAAAAGACAUCGGAUGAGUAUGGGCGAAAGACCUACCGUCUCAAGAGUUUAGAACAAUAUUCUCGAGAGCAUAACACGAAGGAACAGCCGAGCAAGAAGUACUUCUCUGCCUCAACUCUGGAGGAGAUCAUUCGGAGCUACCCAAUGCCGAGAAAGAACAUGAAGCAAGCUGAGAUGGAACGAGAACUCAAUAACCGAGUCGCAUUUAUCGACUUCGUGCGUGGGCUACUUUCCAUCAACCCCCUUGAGCGAUGGUCUCCUCAGCAGGCGAAGCUUCAUCCUUUCAUCACUCAGCAAAAGUUCACUGGCCCAUUCGUGCCCCCGAUGAACCUGAAGUACUCGACGCUUAACAAGACCGUCGCACCCGGCGUUCAGCAGCAGCAGCAGGCCGAGGCUGCUAGUAAGCAGCGCGCGGCACAGGCGGCUCAUGCGCAGUCAACGUACAACAUGCAGAUGAACCAGUACCACGCUCCGGCCCAUGCUCAAGCCCCACCAGUGUAUAACGGCAUGUACCAGCAAGGCGCACCACCACCGCCGCCCCCGUACCCCACACAACCGCCCGGGUAUGGCCACCAGAUGAAUAUGGUGCCAGGGCAGAUUCCUCCUCAACCUCAGUAUGCCCAAUCACAGAGCCUCUACGCUCAAGCAACAACAAGGGCAGGCCGUCAGCGUGCUUCUACGAUGCAUGAUGGAGGAGGCAUUCCGCCGACAAUCCAGCGAGUGGCUAGCCACCUUGACCCCAGCGCGCCCAUUCGCCUGCAGCCCAGCCCUGCUUACUACCCGCCCCCUGCUGACGGUUAUGCCGAUGCAUCUGGCCAGCAACAUCGUCGCGGCAGUCGAGCUGGUGGAAGUGGAAACGGAACCGGAAAUGGAAACCAGCGCAACCGAGACUUUAUCCGCACACUUGAGGAUGGUGUCCUGAGCGAAGGAUACAUGAGCCAGAACCAGUGGCACUAA